GGGAUGCGGUAUGCGAAGCACUUGGCGCGGAAAUACUCCAAACCAAUAAUACCAAUUCAUCACAUGGAGGCCCAUGCAUUGACUGCUCGUAUGGAGAAUUCCGAUUUAAAUUUUCCAUUUCUAUGCUUGCUGGCUAGUGGUGGUCAUUGUCAGUUGGCAUUAGUCAAAAGUGUAUCUGAAUUCAUUUUGCUGGGUGAAUCGCUAGAUUCAUCGCCUGGUUCAUGUUUUGAUCGUGUUGCACGUGCUUUAAAUCUCCAUGCUCUGCCUGAAUACCAAAAUAUAAAUGGUGGAAAAGCCAUCGAACUGGCUGCCUACAAAUCGACAAACUCCAAUCGUUUUGUAUUUGGUCUCCCGUUGCUGGAACAACGCAAUUGCCAAUUCAGUUUCGAUGGUCUUCGCGGUGUAUGUAUUCAAAGAAUUGAUGAGAUGAGAAAACGGCUAAAAAUGGCUCCCAAUGAAACGAUUCCGUAUUAUGAGGAUUUUUGUGCUUCACUUCUUAAAAUUAUGACCAAACACUUGCUUCAACGCACACAACGGGCGAUCCACUAUUGUGAUCGUUUCGGAGCAUUCGGACAUGGGAACAACAAACUGCCUAAAGCUUUUGUUUUCUCAGGAGGUGUUGCAUGCAAUGAUUUUAUCUAUAAGGCAAUGGACCAAAUGGUAUCACAAUUCGAUUUUAAGUCAUAUCGUUGUUCGAAACGAUUGUGUUCGGAUAAUGGUGUCAUGAUAGCCUGGAAUGGCAUUGAACGAUGGCGAGAAAAUGAAAAUUUCUAUAGAAAUUUAGAUAUAGAUAGCGUUUUACCAGACUGUUUUGCUAAGCUAGGUACGAAUCAAACCGAACAAGUUUCCAAAAAACAUAUGAAAUGCGAUUGGGUUAAAGUCCCGUGCAUGGAAACAGAGACUUUGACCUUGGACUGAAUUUUUGUUUAUUAGUUUUAUGGUAAUAAAUUGAACAAAUCUGGAGAAAAAA
Messenger RNA from Sitodiplosis mosellana (orange wheat blossom midge), 970 nucleotides. RefSeq names its product probable tRNA N6-adenosine threonylcarbamoyltransferase, mitochondrial. Gene Ontology annotation, cellular component: mitochondrion. The record is from RefSeq and is a predicted model, not a curated record. Lineage: Eukaryota; Metazoa; Arthropoda; Insecta; Diptera; Cecidomyiidae. The coding region runs from base 4 to 918 and encodes 304 amino acids. The transcript has a single exon.